AAUUUUGUCAACAAAGAAAAAAGGAAAACACGGAGCAACAACGGAAAAUACGUUUUUGUGUUGUUUUUCUGCUGUGAAAGUUUUAAAAGCAGAUUGUUUCAAUCGGAUCUGUUUAUAAAACAUAAGUAUUUGUAAAGAGCGUGUGUGAUUUUCUAGCAAAGAAUCAGCUAUUGUUUGAUACACAGGGUUAAUUCAAAACUAAGACCAUCAAUGCCAUCUCAGUGCCUGUGAUCAUGGUCAGCUUUUUCUUGUCAACAUCUCGCCGACCGUAUCACCCGCUGGAUGAUGACCUAAAUGAUGAAGAGCUUCUUCUCUCUCAAGACUUGGACAUCUCUGAAGACAUACCUGCCAACUACAUUUCAGGACACGAUCCAGAAACAGACGCAUUGUGUAACUGUUGUGUGCAACCACAAAUUCAAAGGAUUCCUAGGAUCAACUUUGCUUACUUCAACAAUGAUAAGUGGAAGAAGAGAUUUGACAUUUUAAUUUGUUUAUUUGUCUUGUCUUGCCUGGUCGGUGUAAGCGUGAGACUAGGGGUGUAUACUUUGUUAGAAAAGACUCCUGCUCCGGUUAUAGACAAGUCGUACCAGGCAUUCCGGAUUCCCCAACAUGAGGCAUCAAUGCACUGGGGGGCUCUGCAGGCAGCCAAGCGUAACCUGUCAAAGUCGAAAAUUGACUAUGAUAAAAUGGCCACUGUGGACUUUGACUGGGUUUUCAGCCAACGUGAUCAAGGCAAGUCGAGGGCCAAAAGACAAAGCUCAUUUCAAUUUGCUGCCCACGAACAGGACAGGGUGUUGGAACAGCGGGACAAGCGAGAUGUGACCCAGGAAAAUGGGAACCAGAUUAUCACUGCCUUGCCCCAGCAGUAUUACCCACUGUGGAGAAUGCAGGUUGUGUUUAUGGCUAAAGAUGGUGAAAAUAUUUUUACAAGAGAAAAAUUACAACACAUUCAUGAAAUUGAGAAGAAAAUCAUUGCCCAUGAAAAGUUCUCAGAGUUCUGCCUUAAAGACCCAUUCCACGCAGUGAUACAAAAAGAUCCGGCUGUCAAAGCCAUUAACGGUUGUGCCCCUUUAAAUUCCUUACUGAGUUACUUCUUCCCGUCAAAAGACGAGAUUGGUAAUGUCUAUUAUGACGGGCUUGGUGAAAACAUGGACAACAUCGAUAGCGCCCUAAAGCUUGCGAUGACUUCAACAAAGUUUUAUUAUUAUGUGGAUGAGAAGGUCAACAGCUCCUUCUUGAAAAGCAGGCUGAUAAGAACCGAAGUGCUGUUUGGUGCUCCCUUAAAAGGAUUUUCAACACCUUACUUAAAUCGACAUGAACAGACGCAGAAGUUUAAAGACUUUGUUGUUUCUUACAUAAACCUUCUCUCCCAAUCAUCCAACAGUGAACUCUCAGUCCUCUAUGGAGGCAAUGAAAUAUUUGAUUACGAAGUUGAAACAACAUUCUGGCAAGAUUUAAAUCUUGCCGUGUAUGCUUUGCUUGCCAUCUUUGUGCUCAUGUUGGUGCUGACGUCUGGGUCAAUAUGGCUGACCUUCUGGGGUUUUAUCAGUAUUCUUCUCAGUGCCCCAUUGGCGAUUUUCUUCUACCGUGUUGUGUUUGGAGUUCGGGCUCUAGGGAUUCUAAAUGGCGCCGCUGCUUUUGUGAUUAUUGGCAUAGGUGUAGAUGAUGUGUUCGUAUUUAUUAAUGUGUACCGACAAGCCACCCACCUUCAUACCCCUCGAGCGCGCACAAAGUACACAAUCGUCACUGCUGGGAAGUCAACGUUCUUCACUUCCUUUACCACUGCUGCUGCAUUUGCUGCUAACAUGGCCUCGAUGAUCCCUGCAGUACACGACUUUGGCCUGUUUAUGUCGCUGAUUGUGGCCAACUGCUGGUUGACUGUGAUGAUCUCCAUGCCUCCAGUGCUGUACAUCUGGGACAUUGCCUUCCGCCAUUGUGAAGGGAAAAUAUACGCUUUCCUUUGUUGCUGUUUACCCAAGUCCCUGUGCACAAACCUGUCCGUUCCUGACGAUGUUUCCAAGUUCCUUGACAACAGUAACCAUGGUGAUACGGGUCAUGUGACCUCAGCAAGGGAGGUCACUUCAGAUGAGGAAGAGGAUGAUGUCCCUUUGUUGUCAAUGGAAAAUCCUUUGCAGUAUAUAGAUACAGCUGAAGAUGACAGUUUGGUGCUAGUCGACCCUGACCCACUUGUGUUGCCAGAGGAUAUAGACAACCAGAAAGCCUGUCAUCUCGGGGCUAAACUGCAGGCUACACUCUACCAUUACAUGGUGGUGCCUGUUAUCAAGGCUAGAUGGUUCAUUAUUGGUAUAACGACCAUACUACUGUUUGUGUCUGUGGGUUUGUUGACCCAGCUAAAGACAUCCACAAAACCACCACAGUUUUUCCGAGAAGACACAAACAUACAACAGCUGCUAAACCUGAAGUCACGAUACAGUGCUAUUGAUACGGUGACUUGUAAUGAUUGCUCAGCCAUCUACAGUCUGGGAGAGAAAGCCAGUCAAAAGAUCCCAACACCUUCCAUCAAACAAUUGACCACGACAAAACAAACUGAGGGGAGGAGACCUGACCAGCAAACCACAGCCAAACCAAACCCCCCAGGGCUGCCAAAAAUAACAACAACCCGAAAACCAUACAUUAAACCAACACAAAGACCACAACCACAGCCAAAACCUCAUACAUCGCCACAUCCACAUAUACUGCCACUACCACUUACAUCUCCAAAACCACCACCUUAUGUUCCAAGAACAAUAAAACCAGUCAUUGUUCCUAGUAUACCAAUCAACCCAAGUAACGAAGUGCCGGUGAAGGUGCCGACCCUUAAAUCAGUCCCUGAGAACUACGACGUGUGCAAGGAUGCAGACUGCAGCCACCCUAAGGAGAGACCCCUGCUUGAAUCUGGUGCCACUGUGUAUGUGGUGCUGGGUGUGAAAGAUUUCCACUGGUCUCAAGUUGAUGUUGGGCAUGUCAUGUCAGAAAACCUGGGUGAAAUUCAGUUUGAUCCAGCUUUUGCAUCAGCAUUCAAUUUUACUAACCCCAAAGUUCGCACCCACCUAGCUGAACUGUGUACUGUUUGUAAGGAGAUUGCAAGCAACAGGGAGCUGGUGAAGAAUGGAAGUGCUCAGUGUCUGCCUACCAAUUCCUUGCCCCCUAUGAUAAGCAUUGUUCUUCAUAAAGCACUGGCCAUGGUGCCUGAAUGCAAGAACUUGCCGGAAGCUAUUCCUAUAUAUGGCAACCAGCAGCCUGCACAUGCAUUGGGUGGCCUUACUGAUGAUGUCACAUCCGCCAGGUGGAUCGCAUUUGCUUUUUCUUCAACCACCUCUAAAGGCAAGUCCUACUUCGAGGCCCACAAGGAGUACAAAAAAUGGGAGAUAUUCCUACAGAAGGUCCGCAGCAGGCUUCCAGAAGACAGCCCCAUGAAGAACCUCUUCCAGACUUCCGAAUUUUGGCCAGAGGUGUUCAUGGAGAUAGUGGCGGUGGACAGUGCCAUAUAUGGAGUGGUGCUCUCGAUGGUCAUCUGUAUGCUGGCUGUGGUCAUCUUCACAAGGCAUUUGAUACUGCUUCUCAUAAUCUUCAUAUCUAUCACAGAGAUGGUGUGCCUGGUUGUAGGGAUAUUCUAUAUUCUUGGCUGGGAGGUGGGGGGAGUGGAGGCAAUCUCGUUGUCCAUCUUGGUUGGCUCGUCUGUGGACUACUGUGUACAUCUGGUGGAAGGCUACAUCCUUGCUGGCAAGGCAUGCCCAUUCAAAGAUGACGCCAGAUUGGCCCGACAGUGGAGAACAAAAGCCACGUUCAGCCAUAUUGGAGUCUCCAUUAUCAGCUCUGCCCUUACAACAAUUAUUGCUGCCAUCCCCCUCACACAGACAACCAUACAACCAUUUGCCAAGUUUGGUCAAAUUAUUGCCAUUAAUACUUCUGUUUGUAUUUUGUAUUCUCUCACACUGUGUGUAGCCUUGCUGAGCACUAUAGCUCCACCUUUUUACAAGCCAAACUGGAAAUCAUUGGUGAAGGCAAUUGUUGGAACAGCCGUUGUGGUGGGUUUGGCUGUUCUUCUUAUGUUUGUGCUGAGCAGAUUCGGUGUUGAUAUACCUGGGCCAAAUGGUGGAUCACUGUUUUAAAAAUUUUACUUUAUACAUUGCUUACAUUAGAAGUAGAAGAAAGCUGCUGUGAUGUAUUUUGUGCAAUUAAUGUAUCUGAUGUACAAUUAUGUGAUUAUGGGAUGCAGAAUGACCCCAUAUUAUUUUCAUACUAUAAGAAAGGGAUUAAAAUUGUUAACAUUAAACCGUCAAGUAUAUAACAAACUUUUUUACCUUGAGUCCAAUUUAAGUUGAAACAAAAAACAAAAAUAAAUCUGCAGUCAUUUAUUUCACAUAUAAGUUAUCAGUUAUCGGUUAACAAUUACCUUUUAAAUAAUAGCAAAUGUAAACAUGUCAUCUGGCAUGUAUACAAAGUCAUCUGGCAAGUAUAAAGGGUCACCUGGCAAAUUAUAUGGGGCAGGUACACGGGGUCACUUGGCAAGUAUACAGGGUCACUUGGCAAGUAUACAGGGUCACCUGGCAAGUAUUUAGGUCACCUCGCAAGUAUACAGGGUCACCUGGCAAGUAUACCAGUAUACAGGGUCACCUGGAAAGUAUACAGGGUCACCUGGCAAGUAUACAGGGUCACCUGGUAGGUAUAUAGGGUCACCAGGUAGGUAUACAGGGUGUCCUGACAGGCAUCUACAUUUAACAUUGCUAUCAAUGGCUCAAGAAAUGGCAAGCAAAUUUGUACAUCAGAUACUUUAAAAUGUGAUUUUCUAUAUGUGAUGGCUUUGAUGAAUUUUGGCAUAAAUUUAAUACAAUUAAAUGAUGUUGAACUUGUACAAAAACUAUUUUUAUACCCAUUUAAAGGACUAACAUUUACUUUUUUGUUCAAAUUUUAUGAUUUUACAUCGUCAGACAGAAAAGCUACGGUCAGUAAAAUGUUAAAAUUUUACCCAGUCGUUUUCAAUUAAUUAAAUUUAACACAUCCUGAUUAUAUUAUUUUUUGUAUUUUCUUUUCUUGCGCAAGCUUUUUUUUAUCACCCAUAGCUGUUGAGCUAUCCAUUUCAUGAGUUUAUAUUUAGUUCCUUUUAUAAUUUUGUCCAUAUUUAUCCUUGCCAUUUUUUACACUAUAGAUCUGAUUUUAAGGUUAAAAUCUCAACUGUUAUUAAGGUGAUUUUUACUGUUUUACUGCAGUAAUGUUUUUUAUAGUCGUUCAAAUAAAUACUCAUUGUUCUAUGCUAUCCAUUUAAAUUUCAACUUAUCUUGACUGAUAUUCAUAAUACUUUUCCUUUUAAACAUCUAAAUAUUUAAUUUCUGCUUUAUAUAAAUACAUACAUUUAUUGCCUGCAAGAGACAGACAACACUUUAUUCUUUUUAACUUUAAUUAUGGCAAUGCAUUCUCAGUGCUCCGGCCAGGACAGGGGCAGGGAGCUACUGGUCAGAAACAGCACUUUUGAUGUACAUUGAAUGAGCCUAAAUUUGGCACUUGCAAAGGUCAAUAUCAAAUCUUAUUGUGUAUGUGUUGUAACUACUUUCAAUACCAACAGUUUGUUAUGAGUACCUUAGCUGUUAUCUUUACCUGGAUGUCAAAAUUAGGAAUAUUUAUUAUUUUUAUAUAUUUUUUUGAAAAAAGGUUAACUCUGUCAAGCAAAAUGGCACAGUAGGGUGUAGUAAAAGGCAGCAGGGUGCCCCACCCUGCUGUUUAUGCCUAGCUGGACCACUGCCUCCUCCAACUUUCCUGUUGGAGCUUCUUCUUUGUAUUCUGGCAUUUUAAUUUUAGUUAUUAACUUCCUUUUACAAUAUAUUUUUUUUGAAAUGUAUCAAACUUUACUUGAUGUGAGUUUGGAGCUGAUGUUUUCUGAACAUAUACUUACAGCUUUGUGCAUAUCAAAAGUGAUGUAUUGUUGUGUGUUCUUUUUCCCAAAUUAUUUUACAAAUGUACUAUAAAAAUGUUGUUUAUGAUAUACUGAAAUCCAGUGAAUUUAUACACAAGUAUGAGAUAUGUUGCUUGAAAGUGGAUGUUGUUUUUUUUAGAAAAAUACAUGAAUUUUAUGUUUUUCUUUAAAACUUGAUAUUGUCAAAGCUUUGGUGUCAUCAAUGGAAAUGUGCAAAAACUUUAUGUUUGGCCUUUUUAAUUGAAAAAUAAAACACUUGUUACCAGAAACAAUAUGUGUAUGUUUAAUUAAGAAAGCCUAUAACUCAGGCUUUAAAUAUUGUUAAGUAAUGCCCCUUAUUUGAAUGAAGAAAAACAAAACCGGACGAGCUUUGGCAUUUGCUCCAUUAAGCUCAUUUCUAAAUUUGGUAUAUAAUUAUAUUUUGUCUGUUAUAUAACAUUCCAUAAUUGUAUCUUUUAAAGAUAAAAUUACAUGAAUUUUGAAUGUGUGUUUUUAUGAUGAUGAACAAAUAUUUUUAUAACUAAUAUUGAUGUAAUAACCAAUGAUAGGUUAACUUGUGAUACAAAUGACAUAAAAGAAUUUAGCUACUUUGUUUAUGCAAAGAUUGGUUGUAGGAAUGAAAUUUUUUCACUGAUAGAAGUAUUAUUAACAUUCUGAUUCACAAUUGAACUUUGAAAGUAGGAAUAUGAAAAUUUCCAAAAAUAUCCUACAAGAACUAUUUUUAAUAAUUUUUAAUACAAAAAUUGUUAUUCUGACUUGACGUUCCUCUUUUCGAGUGUAAUACAACCAUUACGUAUUACAUUAAAUUACUAUAAGGUAAUAUAGCUUAAAAUGACAUAAUUUUCCCCUUUGUAGCUUGACAUAUUUUAACAGAAAAAAAGUUAAAAUGUUAAUUUUUGGUGAGAAAUAAGAGUUGUGAUAACAGUAAUCUGACAUUUGUAGCCAUUUGAUACAAAACUUGAUGAAACUUAUAAUAGAAAUGUUAUAUAUGUUAUACUAUUGUACAUUACAUUGACUAAGUAAUUAGCUGGUCCUCUAUAUAACAAUCAUUUACAUUUAUCAGCGUAAUGCACCAGGCAAUUGUAGCCACAGCCCCCCCCCCCCCCAGCUCCGGGGUUAUACCGGGGAUAGGUUGGGGAAAUGUGCCGUGUUUUUACUUUUCAGGUGCCCCGCAGUGCCGAGUGAAUGCUGUGGUUUUGUCUUCGCGACAAAAAUAGCGGGGAAUAACCUUACCUAGGGUCCCUGGGGUGGGGGGGGCAUUUGGCGGGAUUUUACCAGCAGUUCAUCCCCGAGGGCGGAGAUUUUACCCGGGCUUGGCUGGACCGAAAGUCAAAGUCCCCCCUAUUCUCCAGACCUGGGAGGGCCGUGGUUACGACUGACUGGUGCAUCAUAUUGAAAUCAAAAGUUGUAAUCAUUGUUAAUCGGUGCAAUAUUGGAUAGCUAGCUGUUCAGAAGAGGGUUGUAGGAAAUUAUAUAAUUAUUAAACUUGUUUUACAUAAAGUUUAUAGUUUUCAAGCCAAACUAUUGUCUUACUGAAAGGUGUGCAUGAUUUAUAUGUAGAAAGAUAUAUAUGAGUUAGAUUGACUUUUAUUAAUCAACUAUUUUGUAUUUGACACUAUACCAGGACAAUAUUUGUUCUAAUACUUUACAAUUGAUAAAUACAGCUGACCUUGUACAUGUAACAGAGCCAAUAUGAAAUCACCUAAAUUAUAAUUACAUUAUAAUGAAGGCUUUAGAAAGUCUUAGAUUAAGGAAAAUGUAUACCAAACCAGAAUGAUUAUUUUGAAAGUAAGUUUGUACCAUAAUAAGAAGAAUGUGAAAAUCUGCUUAUGUCCCAAUGAUAAUUAAACAUGGUACCAUAAUUUGGCUUUAUUAAACACAUGAACACAUUCGUAUCUUGUCUGUUUUGGGAAUACAAAAGUUAUGCUUAACAACAGGAUAGAGUUGGCGUUCGCACAUCCGUGCUCUUGACUAUAAAAAAUAACUUGUGUUCUGAAGAUAGGCAUUACCAUAUCAGUAUGAAUAAUAACUAUUUCCUUUUUCUCUGGUCAUAGUAUCCAGUGUUUCAAGAUUAUAUAUAAAUCCUAUGUGUUGUCCUGACGGUUUAUUCAUUUUAAGGAAAAUUGAUCCUAGAAUCAUGCAAAUGCCUUAAAGAAGAGAGUCUUACCAUUUCAGAUUAUUUUUUUUGUGAUUUCAUUUGAUAUGACCUAACUGCCAUUUGAAUUUUUUUUUAAAUUUGAAAUGCCAUUUGGCUAUUUUUGAUUGGUUAAUGUUUUAUAUACAUGUGCUAUUGCUAUCAUUGGUCAAGAUGUUCAAACUAUGUUGUCUACUUUGCUUUUAAUGUUGUUGCUUUUAUACAUAUGUGCUAAAUACCCUGCAUAUAAGGUUUAACUGGACACGUUUUAUGAGGAUACAUAUGUUAAUUGCAUCUAAGACCCUUGUUUUGAAGUUGACGAAUAACCAGACACUGUGAUCAGAAGGGAUUGAAAAUCAAACCAAAACCAUUAUCAUUGAUCAAAAUAACUGUAAUGGUUAUUUUGACCAAUCAUUGAUUUCAUAAAUGUAAAUGAAAACAUGCUCGAAAAGGAUCAGUUUCCAAAAGUUGUUUCUAACCGAUUUUCAUGAAGAAUAGGAAUGAGAUUAAAAAUCCAGUGAAAAUAUCACCUUUACUUUGAAAACAACACUAAUUUAUAGUUAAAUCUUUGAUAAAAAAUCAAGAUAAUUGGGUAAAAUACCAUUAUUUUAUGAUUUUUGACAUUCAAAUAAAAGUUAGCGUACAAUAUCGUUUUACUACUCGUGAUAAAACAAUUUUUGAAAAUGUUUUAGGUUUUGCUUGAUAUAACAUUUUUUGUCACCUUGUGAAAGUCUUUCAUUUAGUUGUGCAUUACUUGUAGUUUAUAAAAAUUAGUAAAUAUUUGUGAUUUUGUAAUCUACAGUUGUGGCUUUUUGUGCAUUUGUUGAUGGUUUUGUAAUCAAUGCAUAAAUGUUUUGUUUCUUCUUGUACAUUCAUUUAAAGCUUACUAAUUGCAAUUUUGUAAUAUAAGUAAGACACCAUUGUGUGACUUUUGUGUGUAUAACAGAAACAUUGUAUCAACCCAAGGAAUUUUUUAUUUUGUUCAUUUUAAGCACAUAUAAACUGAUUUCCAUAUAAAAGAUGAUAAUGAAAGUAAUUUAUGAAUGAUCUUCAAUAAUUUUAUUUUUAUAAUCAUUGUUGGACCGGUGAAUUUUUUUGCGAUUACACCUUCUUACCUUUUAUAUCUUAUUUAACACAUUGUACAUAGUAUAUUUGUAUGACGCAGUGUCGGACAUUUAACACGUGAUGUCUAUAUAUCUUCUAGCAAAUACAAGAUGAGCAAUUGUCAAUGUAGUUUUUGAAAAUGUCUGUAUUGUGUAUGUCGAUUUUGUGCGUUGUGAAAGCAUACAUAUUUUGUUGAAUAAAAUUUAAAUAACA
Molecule: messenger RNA, 9362 nt
Organism: Mya arenaria
Lineage: Eukaryota; Metazoa; Mollusca; Bivalvia; Myida; Myidae
Product: protein dispatched homolog 3-like
Exons: 19
Coding region: 234-4112 (1292 amino acids)
Cellular component (GO): membrane
Source: RefSeq, a predicted model, not a curated record